This is a messenger RNA of Colletotrichum chrysophilum, 705 nucleotides long. RefSeq lists its product as uncharacterized. Bases 1 to 705 code for a protein of 234 amino acids. The transcript has 2 exons. The record is from RefSeq and is a predicted model, not a curated record. NCBI's taxonomy places the organism in Eukaryota, Fungi, Ascomycota, Sordariomycetes, Glomerellales, Glomerellaceae.
AUGAACGGUCCUCAGAACUGGUCUCGGGAGUCAUUGCCCAACUACACCGACAACUUUCUCGUUAGCCCGGCCGAUCUCGACGAGAGCCUCAUUUAUAUCCAGUGCCAAGAGAAGUUGUUCCGCAUUAGCUUCAGCACGAUAAGAAAGUACUCGACAUACUUUCAGCGCCCCGGGACCGUGUAUGUCAUCGACGACCAGACCCCGGAGACCGUCGGCGCCUACCUCUACUUCAACGAGCGCUUGGUCUUCUCCCCCGACCCGGAGCACAUCACCCCCUUCAGCAGCGUGCUUCCGGACUCGCGCUACGUGGAGCAGCACAUCGGCGACAUCCUCACCGACUGGCGCCACUACUACCGCCACCCUGUUGACCACGACAGGCUGGAGAACCCAGAGUGGUGCGUCCUUGACAACUUUGGGGCGGCGUACCAGCUUUGCGUCGACAUGAGAUGGGACAUUCAAGCCAGCGCCAUUGUUCAGUCGUUCGUGCGGAACAUCAAAGAUGACGAGUGGGACGAUUGGGAGGAGAAUCUAGCGGAGGAGUCCCUUACAUUCUUUUGGCGCGCUGAGAACGGGUUAGCAGAAAUCAGGGAGGCACAGCGCCUUGCUGAGGCCAGGGACGCUCAACAACUUGGUGAGGUCAGGUCUGCCGUGGACAUAUAUGUGGAUGGAGUUCUGGCGGGGGAAGCCCUUCGCAACGGUCGUUAG